Messenger RNA from Lactuca saligna, 560 nucleotides. The record is from the annotation of a GenBank genome assembly. NCBI's taxonomy places the organism in Eukaryota, Viridiplantae, Streptophyta, Magnoliopsida, Asterales, Asteraceae.
AUGACAACCAGAAACAUUCCACAGCUUCUGCUAAUCUUCAUGGGGGAGCUCUUGUUGCAAAUUAUCCAUGGGAUUGGACCGAUGAUAGAAGUUAGACAUUUUCCAACUUUGCAUGUUCUAUCUCAUCGAUUUCAGGGCUUAAUAUGGAUCAUAUUUCCUCUCAAGGAUCCUUUUGAUUCAGGUCUUUAUUCAAGGAAAGAUGGUAAUAUUGUUGGUGUAGUAUGUAUGUUGAGAUCGGCCUCAAAGGUGUUUUUGGGCAUCCAUUUUCAGACAAGGCAGGAACUGAAUCUUAUCUUACACUGGUUUAUAUUUACCUAUUAUUUGUGUUUAAAAAGUUUCUAUUAGAUUUUUCUGAUAUUUGUGUUUUUUUAUUACAUUUUUGUGCAUGAGAGUUGUUUAGAACUACCUAUUAUUUAUAUUUAAAAAACCUUUUUACUUCUAUAUUUGGUGGUUUUAAAAUAUAGAUGUAUGUUUAAAAAAAAUUCUGUGUUGAAUAUGUAAUUAUUUUUAAUUUUUUUUCAUGAAUUCAUAAUGUUUUUCAUAAUGCCAAUAUCCGUCGC